AACCUAAACGUCCAAGAUUAAUGAAUAAGUUGAUACACUUAUACAGUGGAAUACUAUACAAGUCAAAAUGAAUGAGUAUAACGAAGAAGAAUCAACUUAGUUCGCUGAUGUUGAGUGAAAAACAAACAAAUUUGUAGAAUAAUUUAUGUACAACGUUAAACAAUGUACGUAAAUGUUAUUACAAGCACAAACAGGGCAGAGUUAACUGUUCUUGAGCACCUACUAUGUACCUUAACCCCCAGGGCAACCCUAAGAGCUGGUUACUGAUACUCUGUCUUUUCACAGAGUAGGAAACUGAGGCUCGCUGAGGUGCAGCCCUGCCCAGGGACACAGCCGGAGGAAGCCUAGGUCUGGGACCCACUGGCCAGCCCCUUGAGGCCCCUCCCUGCUUGGCCGCUCCAGGGACUCGGGUCUCAGGUCUGGGCCAGGAUUCUGAGCAAGAGGCCCUGCAACUUCAGCCGCUGCUCCCGCCAUGCCCGCCCCUCCCUCACCUCACAAUGCCUCCCAUUCAGCCCUGUCCCCGCUGCCAGGUCUGCGGGCUGGGAGGGGGGCUCCCGCUGGCGUCCAGGCAGGGACCGUUGCCAACCUUCCCCUGUGCUGCAUUUCCAGGCUGGACUGACCGUGCGAUCGGCAUGGCGGGGCCCCAGAGUGUCUCCGUGGUGCUGCUGCUUCCUCUGCUGCUGCCACUGGGGCCAACCUGGCAUGCAGCUGCCCAGCGCUGCCCACAGACCUGCGUCUGCGACAAUUCCAGGCAGCAUGUUGCCUGCCGGCACCAGAACCUCACCGAGGUGCCGAAUGCCAUCCCUGAGCUGACCCAGCGGCUGGACCUCCAGGGCAACAUGCUGAAGCUGAUCCCCCCAGCUGCCUUCCGGGACCUUCCUUACCUGACACACCUGGACCUGCGGCACUGCCAGGUGGAGCUGGUGGCCGAGGGUGCCUUCCGAGGCCUGGGCCGCCUGCUCCUCCUCAACCUGGCCUCCAACCGCCUGAACACGCUGCCCCAGGAGGCGCUGGACGGGCUAGGCUCGCUGCGGCGGCUGGAGCUGGAGGGGAACCUGCUGGAGGAGCUGCGGCCGGGGACGUUCGGGUCGCUGGGCGCGCUGGCCACGCUGAACCUGGCCCACAACGCCCUCGUCUACCUGCCCGCCAUGGCCUUCCAGGGGCUGGUGCGCACCCGCUGGCUGCAGCUGUCCCACAACGCGCUCAGCGUGCUGGCCCCCGAGGCCCUGGCCGGCCUGCCCGCGCUGCGCCGGCUCAGCCUGCACCACAAUGAGCUGCAGUCCCUGCCCGGGGCGACCUUGUCCCAGGCCCGCGGCCUGGCCCGCCUCGAACUGGGCCACAACCCCUUCACCUACACGGGCGAGGAGGACGGGCUGGUGCUGCCCGGCCUGCGGGAGUUGAGGCUGGACCACGGGGCCCUGCAGGCCCUGGACCCCAGGGCCUUUGCCCACUGCCCCCGCCUGCACACCCUGGACCUCCGUGGGAACCAGCUGGAUGCCCUGCAGCCGCUGCAGGGCCCGGGGCAGCUGCGCCGGCUGCGGCUGCAGGGGAACCCGCUGCGGUGCGACUGCCGGGCUCGGCCCCUGCUCCAGUGGCUGGCGCGUGCGCGCGUACGCUCGGACGGCGCGUGCGGGGGGCCGCGGCGCCUGCGCGGCGAGGCCCUGGACGCCCUGCGGCCCUCGGACCUGCGCUGCUCCAGAGCCGAGGCGGAGGAGGAAGAGGAGGAAGAGGAGGAGGUGGUGGCCGCGCGGCCCCGUGCCCCUGCCGGCACCUCCCAGGAGAAGGCUGGGGCGGCCGGGCCCUGCCCGCGCGCCUGCGUGUGCGCCCCUGAGUCCCGGCACAGCGGCUGUGAGGGCCGCGGCCUGCAGGUCGUGCCCCGCGGCUUCCCCAACGACACCCAGCUCCUGGACCUGAGGCAGAACCACUUCCCCUUGGUGCCCCGAGAGGCCUUCCCGGGCCUGGGCCAGCUGGUGUCGCUGCACCUGCAGCACUGCGGCAUCACGGAACUGGAGGCAGGCGCCCUGGUGGGGCUGGGCAGCCUACUCUACCUCUACCUCUCGGACAACACGCUCUCCAGCCUCAGCGCUGCCUCCCUCGAAGGGGCGCCCUGCCUGGGCUACCUGUACCUGGAGCGCAACCGCUUCCUGCAGGUGCCAGGGGCCGCCCUGCACGCCCUGCCCAGCCUCUUCUCCCUGCACUUGCAGGACAACGCUCUGGACCGCCUGGCACUGGGGGACCUGGCAGGCGUUCGGGCCUUGCGCUGGCUCUACCUGAGUGGGAACCGCAUCACCCAAGUGUCCCCCGGGGCACUGGACCCCACUCAGGAGCUGGAGAAGCUGCACCUGGACAGGAACCAGCUGCGAGAGGUGCCCACUGCGGCCCUGGAGGGGCUGCCUGCCCUCCUGGAGCUGCAGCUCUCGGGGAACCCGCUCAGAGCCCUGCGAGAUGGGGCCUUCUGGCCCGUGGGCCGCUCACUGCAACACCUUUUCCUGAACAGCAGUGGCCUGGAGCAGAUUUCUCCCGGGGCCUUCCUGGGCCUGGGGCCCCGGCUCCAGAGCCUACAUCUGCAAGAGAAUCAGCUGCAGGCCCUGCCCGCCCUGCCCGCUCUCAGCCAGCUUGAGCUCAUCGACCUCAGUGGCAACCCCUUCCACUGUGACUGCCACCUGCUCCCACUUCACAGGUGGCUCACUGGGCUGAACCUGCGUGUGGGGGCCGUCUGUGCCGCCCCUCCCAGUGUCCGCGGCCAGAGGGUGAAGGCUGCAGCUGCUGUCUUUGAAGCCUGCCCGGGCUGGGCUGCCAGGAAGGCCAAGCGGACGCCGGCGCCCAGACCUGGUGCCCGGAGGACCGCCAUGAGGGGAAGAUGGCAGGGAGCGAACAAGGUUGGCCCGGGGCAGGUGCAGGGAGGCCUCACUGGGUGGGUCAGGUUUUAAAGCCCCUGGGGUAGCAGGGGUCUGACUUGUCUUGGUCCCAACUUCAUGAGGUUCUAGAUCUGGGCAAUGACCCUGUUGCUUCCGUUCAAAAAUGUCCAUCCCCCUCUCCUUACUUCCGCCACCUCUGGGCUAAGCCCAGAGUGGGUUUGUAAGGAAAUGACUGCCCACUGUUUCAUCCCACGGGACGGUGGCCUUUCCGAUUAAGCUGCAGCGUCCCAGGCCCCUAGAUAUCCGUGAGAAGAGCCCCACAGUGGCCAUUGCUGCCAGAUUGCUGUUGAUUCAGCCCGUUCCCACCUGAUCUUGGGGGCCUCGCUCGUCCCUGGGGCGGGAAGAGCAGGAGUGCAGGUGUGUGGUUGGUGCCACGGGUCGGACUCCAUCACCCCCUUGACGUUACGUUUGCUGUCCAGACAAACCCAUUCACACUGGAACGCUCAGCUGUAGCAAAAUCUCGCAGCCCAUCCGAGAAGAGUGGGCAGGACAUGGGUACCCCUCCACGUGGCGACCCGUGCUGGGUGGUGAGGGGAUGUAGGGGAGGCAGACCUUAGAGAGAAGCCGUGACCAGAACGGGGGGGGGGGUGGCUCUGGGAAGGAAGGGAGAGGGUCCUGCCUGCCUCUGCACCUGCAGCUUGAAGAGCUGGGGCACCUGGGGACCAUCAAUGGUGUUUGUAUUAGUUCCCGAGGGCCGCAGUGCCACAAACUACCACAAGCUGGGUGGCUCAGAACCACAGCAAUGUAUUGUCUCACUGAUGUGGAGGUUAGAAGCCUGGAAUCAAAGUGCUGGCGGGGCUGUGCUUCCUCUGAGGCCUCGAGGGGAGGGUCCUUCUGUGCCCUGUCCAGCAGCCUCCGCGGGCCCCAGAUGUGCCUUGGCUGUGGCAGCACAACCCCCGUCCCUGACUCCGCCGUCACAUGAUGUCUUCCCGUGUCUCUCCACGUUGUCUUCCCGCUGGAUGUGUCCAAAUUCGCCUUUUUUUUUUU
Messenger RNA from Kogia breviceps (pygmy sperm whale), 3905 nucleotides. RefSeq names its product chondroadherin like (gene CHADL). The record is from RefSeq and is a predicted model, not a curated record. Lineage: Eukaryota; Metazoa; Chordata; Mammalia; Artiodactyla; Physeteridae. Gene Ontology annotation, cellular component: extracellular matrix. Gene Ontology annotation, molecular function: protein binding.